AUGACGCAGAAUCAUCAAGAUCAUCGGUCCAAGGCUUUACACGAGCUGUCAGCUCUAGUUCUGAACAUAAUCAGAUCUCCGCCGCCGCCCCUCGACUUCUCGGAGCAAUCCCCGGCGCGGAGGAGAUCGGCGCAGCAGAUGACUCCGGCGGGAUUCGCGUCGCUGCUUCUGGGGAUCUCCCUGUCCCUGAUGCUGUGUGGAUCGGUGACUUUCUUCAUUGGGUUGGUUUUGAUGCCUUGGGUUCUAGGUCUGGUGAUGCUUCUCUACUUCGUGGGAGUGGUUUCCAGCAUUUCGAUGAUUGGGAGAAGUAUUCUGUGCUGCGCCGAGCAGGAAAGAUGCUGCUCGUAA
Molecule: messenger RNA, 348 nt
Organism: Salvia miltiorrhiza (redroot sage)
Lineage: Eukaryota; Viridiplantae; Streptophyta; Magnoliopsida; Lamiales; Lamiaceae
Exons: 1
Coding region: 1-348 (115 amino acids)
Source: RefSeq, a predicted model, not a curated record